Symbiodinium natans is the source of this 969-nucleotide messenger RNA. The record is from the annotation of a GenBank genome assembly. Lineage: Eukaryota; Dinophyceae; Suessiales; Symbiodiniaceae.
AUGAAGGCGCGAUGCUGUGCAAAGUGUGUCACUGAGAUGGAGGCCCAAGUCCGAUCGGUCACGAAAGGCCCUCAAGUUGGCCUUCAAGCAUUUAACUGCCUGGGUGCUUUCAAGGAAGUCAGGCGCUGGCAGCUGAACCUGCAAAGGAUGUUGAAGGCUCUUCCCCUCGAGGUCACCCCACGCGUGCAAGCUUUCAUCGGAGCACCUCAGAAGGGUGCACUGUGGCAGAUGGGGGCCCGGCAACUGUGCCUGCGCUGCGACAGGCAAGGCAAGACAACGGCCCGUUGCCGGUAUCACUUCGGGUCACUUCGCACUUGUCCUGCGAGAUCCAGCGAGGACCCCCGCAUCGACCAGCGGCGCCGCGUUGGCGCCGAGCCAAAGGUCAUGGAGCCCAUCACCUCUUGCAGAGAGUCACAAGGCAUGGCGCACAAGAUGCUUGCGAGCUGUACUGCAGGGAUGACUUUGGUGUCUGCCACGUUCCCAAGCAGUACCCUGUGCGCUGGCCAGGUGGCCAUCCCAGAGCUCGUGAAUCGUGAUCGGUAUGUCGGCACAGAGUCUGGGUUCCGAGUUGGAGAUGUGACAGGAUCACCGUGCCUGCGAUGGUCACCCACAGCAGCAAGGCGAACGGUGAAGGGGUACUGCAUGACCAGUCUGAAUGCAUGGGUGGAUCGGCGGAUCCUUUUUGGGCUGGUGGCUCAGAGUGUACGUGUGUGCAUGCGGGCAAAGCGUGAUGUUUGCCUCACACGUGUGUCAAGUGUGGUCCUUGACGGGACUGUUGAUGCCAUGCUGGUGGAGAAGGAUGCCCAUCUCCAAAAGCUCAAAGAUAGCGUGGCUGCCUCGGUGCGAGUUCAGAGAUGCUCAAUCAAGGUCUUAUCCAUGCAGACGGAAUGGCUAGCCGUGGCAGCUGCUCAGGAACAGCUUCGGCUUCGUGUGUUGAUGUGGGCCACCGAGGGUGACCAGAAGCAGUGA